This is a messenger RNA of Linum trigynum, 4414 nucleotides long. Lineage: Eukaryota; Viridiplantae; Streptophyta; Magnoliopsida; Malpighiales; Linaceae. The record is from the annotation of a GenBank genome assembly.
GCGGUGCUAAAAAUUUGAACUUCGAACAUUGAAAAGAAAUGGGAAAAAAACUGGGAAAUGUCCCGCCAUUGAAGUCCGCGUUCUCCAUUCUGAAGAAGGCUCUCACUUCUUCUUCUGUUCUUCCUACCCGUUCUGCCGCCACAACCGCCGAGCUCUCUCCGUCGGUCACUCCCGCUGGCUUUCUCGCUUUCCGUGAAACAGAUACCUCUUAAGGGACCACGCUCACUGGCGAAGGUCAGUUUUCGGUUAAACCUAACUUCAUUUGGUCACUGAAUGUCUCCGGCGAUUGAAUUGAUUGGGAAAUGAAAGCUACAGUUUCUGUUUCUCUCUGGAUUGUGAAUUAUUUUGAACCUCCACCAUGGGCGUUGCCUUCUGAUCUGCUGCUGAUUGUUUGGAUUUGAUGCUCGUCUGUGGUUUUGGGUUUUUUUUCUUACGUUCCAUUCUACUUGCUGCGUCUUUUCAGAGUAUAGUAUGGAGCUUUAGCAGGAAGGCUAGCCAUCGAGAGUUGCUGAUAAGUUCCUGAUGAGCAGUGAGAGACAUAUGAAUCUGAAUCUAAGCAAUUCAGGUAAAGGUUCAAGGGGGAAGGAGAAUCAGCAGCCUAGAGUGAAUUGGUCCCAGCAUGCAAAGGUAUACGACAAAUCAUCAGCGCAAAGGGAAGUUUUGAGCUCGAGUUUCCUGUAUUCUCUAGAAUCUCAGAAACCUCAAGUUGGAGUAGAAAUGGCGAGAAGGCUAGCCUCUUGUCAAGUUCAAACUGUGCAGAAACAGCUCAGUCCACAAGUUGAAAAGGCUUGGCUCGCUCUUUCUAAACUUCAAGUAUCUAGCCGGAGCUACAGUCGACCUGGGAAAACUGGUGCACUAAAGAAUGUGCAAAGUAGACAGGGACAUGCAGCUGUUUCACAGAGCUCAUCUACUGUUCCUAAAUAUAAUGAAGGUGUGGUUGCACAUAACAUCCAUCGACCCAGUCUUCCGAAUGGUGAAAGUACAGAGCAUACAAGAUCCAGUUAUUAUGAAGUGUCAAAAGCUGUUGGAAAAGCCUCUUGGGCUAGUGGUACCAUGCCUGCAGCUCAUUCUGGUCCCUCCAGCAAUCAUAGUAUGAAUAUUGCAGAAGGGCCAACUGACUAUAUGGAUGAAGACGAUUUUUUCCAGAGCAUAGACGUUGAUCAAAUAGCUUUGGAACACUACCAUUCUGGUUGCACACCUCAACCUUCAGCUUCUAAGUCUCAAAUAAUAAGUCCCUCUGUGAAUAAAGAUAACUUCACUAGCCCAGAAGACCCAUUUAUACCACCUGAGUUAUCAUCAAACUGCAGUCAUGGACUUCAGCUAGGGCUCUGUCCACAUGGAACUGCUCAUAUGCAGGAGAUAAAGGACAUGUUACUCAACAUUUCAAACGAAUUACUUGAUAAUGCCAACCUUCAUCCUGCAGAGAUGGAGAAGCUUCGUCAAGAUAGGUUGAAACUGAAUAGACAGCUCCAGCAACUUGAGGGCUAUGUUAGUAAUCAGGAGAGGCAAAAGUCAAAUCUUUAUGCAUCCACUACAACAGUCAACCUCCAAUAUGGAACACCUCAGAUGGCAGCAUUCAAAAUGCAGCCAAAUGAUUAUGUACAGAACAAAUCAGGUGCAAGAGGGUAUGAAAAUUGGAACUCUUCAUCUCUUCAAUUCACUCCCAUGGAUGGAUUUGGGGGUUCAUAUACUCCUGUGGAGAGGGAGCCUUAUGUACCAAAGUUUGCUGAGGUGAACUACAGUGAAGGCUCAAAUGACCCUAAGUGGAGCAGUUUAAAUUUCUCAUGGGCAAAACAACUUGAGGAGAAUAACAAGAAAUUUUUUGGGAAUCAUUCUUUUCGCCCCAAUCAAAGGGAGGUGAUUAAUGCCACAAUGAGUGGCUAUGAUGUCUUUGUUCUAAUGCCUACUGGAGGAGGAAAGAGUUUGACAUAUCAGCUUCCUGCUUUGAUCUGUCCAGGGAUAACAUUAGUAAUUUCUCCACUCGUAUCACUUAUCCAAGAUCAGAUAAUGCAUCUUUUGCAGGCAAACAUACCUGCCGCUUAUUUGAGUGCCAAUAUGGACUGGUCUGAACAGCAGGAGAUCAUGAGAGAACUUUGCUCUGAUUAUUGUAGAUACAAGCUGUUAUAUGUCACACCAGAAAAAGUUGCAAAAAGUGAUGCUCUUUUACGCAACCUGGAGAGCUUAAAUGCUCGUGGAAUGCUUGCCAGGAUUGUAAUUGAUGAAGCUCAUUGUGUGAGUCAGUGGGGACAUGACUUUAGACCAGAUUACAAGGAACUUGGAAUCCUAAAAAAGAAGUUUGAGAAAACUCCAGUUUUAGCUUUAACUGCUACUGCAACAGCUAGCGUGAAAGAAGAUGUUGUGCAAGCGCUUGGUCUUGUUGAUUGCAUUAUUUUCAGACAGAGUUUCAAUAGGCCAAAUCUAUGGUAUGCGGUGAUCCCAAAGACAAAGAAGUGUUUGGAUGACAUCGACACGUUCAUUAAGGAAAACCAUUAUGAUGAAUGUGGAAUUAUUUACUGUCUUUCAAGGAUGGACUGUGAAAAAGUAGCUGAAAAGUUGCAGCAAUGUGGACAUAAAGCAGCAUUUUAUCAUGGUAACAUGGAGACUACUCAACGUGCUUUUGUCCAGAGACAGUGGAGCAAAGAUGAAGUUAAUAUAAUCUGUGCCACAGUGGCAUUUGGAAUGGGUAUCAACAAACCUGAUGUUCGCUUUGUGAUUCAUCAUUCUCUCCCAAAAUCCAUUGAAGGUUACCAUCAGGAAUGUGGACGUGCUGGUCGAGAUGGUGCCCGCUCAUCUUGUGUGUUGUACUACAGCUACAGUGACUAUAUACGGGUUAAGCAUAUGCUUGUACAAGGACAGGGAGAGCAAAGUUCCUGGACAUCUGGAUAUAAUCGUGGAAACACAUCAAAUUCAGAUGGGAUAUAUGAGAAAAAUACUGAAAAUCUACUCCGAAUGGUGAGCUAUUGUGAAAACAACGUCGAUUGUAGGCGUUUCCUACAGCUUGUGCAUUUUGGGGAGAAGUUUGAUUCUGGGAACUGCCGGAAAACAUGUGAUAACUGUACAAAGACCAAAACCUUGGUGGAGAAGGAUGUCACCUUGAUAGCAAAGCAAUUGGUGGAGCUGGUAAAAAUGACUGGACAAAAAUAUUCAUCUUCUCAUAUUCUGGAAGUCUACAGAGGUUCCAUGAGCCAAUUGGUAAAGAAACAUAGACAUGAGUCUGUGAGUCUACAUGGAGCUGGAAAACAUCUUGCGAAAGAAGAGGCCUCUCGUAUAAUGCGCCAUCUUGUUGUCGAGGACUAUCUUACGGAGGAAGUUAAGAAAAGUGAUGUCUAUGGAUCUGUUUCAUCAGUGCUAAAGGUGAAUGCGCACAAAACUUCAGAUCUAUACACUGGCAAGCAGAUCCUGCUAAGGUUCAUAUCAUCUGCAAAAGCCUCUAAGAUAUCCAAAGCUGAUGCCACUCCAGCAAAAGGAACAUUGCAGCCUGACAAGCUAAGUCCUCCAUCAGCUGACACUACGGCAUCCGCUGUACCUAAAGUCAAUAAGGACCUAGCCGACCACAUAUACAAUGCUCUACGACUGCUUCGAACUAAUCUUGUUAAAGAGGCUGGCGAAGGGUGUAUGGCAUACCAUAUAUUUGCGAAUGCCAUUCUGGAUCGAAUCAGCAGAAGGAUGCCCAGAACAAAGGAAGAACUCCUGGAGGUCAAUGGAAUUGGAAACAUUAAGCUAACCAAGUACGGGGAUCGGGUGCUGGAAACCGUAGAAGCCACAAUCAGAGACUUCUACAGCAAGGAUGGAAGUGGGAGCAGCAGCAACAGCACUGAUUCGGGAAAGAGGAGGAGAAAUGGUGCUGCCGCUGCUAACAAUGGCGAUGGCUGUGACAUGGAUGACGACGACGAGGAGGAUGACUUCAUCGUGAAAAGCACAGGUCGGUCGAAGAAGAAGAGGCUGGCAAAGAAGCAGCAGCAACAACCGCAGCAGUGCAACAAUGGCGGUGAUGUUUGUAAUAAUAACGGGAAUGGAUACACACUUCCUCCCGAGGAAUUCUUGGACGAUGAGGAUCUAGUUUUCUACGAUUCGAGUGGCGAGUUUGAAGCGGCCGUUGCUGGAGCCACAACGCCGGCGGUUGAUCAGAAGAACAGUGGAGGAAGAGUGUUGCCUUCUUGGGUAACGCCGGCCAGCAAGGUGGUUCGGACGUAACGUAAAAAGGCUUUCCUUACUAACAGCUAGCUAAUGGAUGAUCGACAACUUGUCGUUACGCCACGUGAUGACGCGAUACUGGGAAACCUAUGGUUGUUGCUUACGUCACUAGCAGAACCGUCACUUGAGCUCUGAUUUUUUUACGACAUUAUUGUGUUAAUUUACAGCGAUUAAAUAAAUAAUUAUUCCAUCUAAUUUUUAAUGAAAUGGAUUGAUUUUU